Molecule: messenger RNA, 1815 nt
Organism: Euleptes europaea (tarantolino)
Lineage: Eukaryota; Metazoa; Chordata; Lepidosauria; Squamata; Sphaerodactylidae
Gene: RRN3
Product: RRN3 homolog, RNA polymerase I transcription factor
Exons: 17
Coding region: 7-1815 (602 amino acids)
Biological process (GO): transcription initiation at RNA polymerase I promoter
Cellular component (GO): nucleus
Molecular function (GO): RNA polymerase I general transcription initiation factor activity; RNA polymerase I core binding
Source: RefSeq, a predicted model, not a curated record
UCUGACAUGUUGGCCGCUGAUGAAUUUCUAAGGUCGCCGCCAAGGAAAACAGUUCGAUUUGGCGGGAGCUUGACAGAGAUUCUGCUAAAAUGGCAAAAGGGAGAGACAACUGAUUUUGAUUUGUUGAAGCAUCAGCUGAAAGAUCCAGACAUAAAAGAUGACCAGAUUAUUAACUGGCUGCGCGAGUUCCGUUCUUCUGUCGCGCUCCUGACAAAGGAAUUUGAACAGCUCGUCGGCAUCUUGUUGAAAAUACCGUGGCUCCAAAGAAGCAAAGCUGUGGAGGAGGAGUACUUGGCUUUCCUGAGCAACCUGGUGUCGGCCCAGACAAUCUAUCUUUGGCCAUGUCUCUCUAUGAUCGUCUCGCACUUUAUUCCCCCUCGAAUCACGAUACGGGAGGAUGACGUGGACAUCUCCGAUUCGGACAACGAUGAUGAAAACGUGACCAGAUCCUUUAGUGCGUGUCACAGAGCGUUGCAAACCAUUGCUGGAUACGUCCCUUUGACACCGCAGUUUCUUAUGCCGGUUCUAACUGAAAAAUUCCCCUUCAUCAAUAAAUCAGAAAGAACUCUGCAAUGCUACGUACACAACAUGCUUCGAAUUAGUGGCUACAUCCCAGUGCUGCGGCAUGACAUUUUGGAGCUGGUGAUUGAAAGGCUGUUAAAGAUGGAUGUGAGCGCUCCAAGGAAAGAUAUUGAUGCUGCUGAAGAGGCUGAAAGCAAGCAAGCUUCUGAGGAAGGACUCUUUGACAUGGAUGAAGAUGAGGAAAACAGAGAGAAGAAUGACAUCAUGGCUCAUCCGAUUGCAGAUCGCCUGGACAUCCUGAUGAUGGUCUUAUUUUCCUAUAUUAAAGAUGUCUGCCAUGUAAACGGCAAGCUUGAUCUUGGGAGAACGAAGGACUUGUAUCGGGAUCUCGUGCCGAUCUUUGAUAAGCUCAUUUUGCCCACCCACGGCUCAUAUCACGUCCAGUACAUCAUGUUCUACCUCUCUAGCUUCAAACUGGGGAUUGCGGAAGCUUUUGUGGAACACCUUUGGAAGAAGCUGCAGAACCCAAACAACCCGGCAGUGAUCAGGCAGGCCGCUGGGAGCUACAUCGGUAGCUUUUUGGCCCGAGCGAAAUUUGUUCCCGUCGUGACGGUGAAAGCUUGCCUGGAGUUACUGGUCAGCUGGCUACACAAGUACAUCGACAACCAGGGCUCUGGGUCCAAAGCCUUUUGCGACAUUGCUCUGCACGGGCCCUUCUAUGCUGCUUGCCAGGCUGUGUUCUACGUGGUGAUAUUUCGCCAUAAGCAGAUAUUGGACGGAAACCUGAAGAAAGGUUUGGCGUUCCUGCAGAGCUUGAAUUUUGAGCGUGUCGUUAUGUGCCAACUCAACCCCCUGAAGGUUUGCCUGUCCUCUGUUGUGAACUUCUUUGCCGCUAUCACCAGGAAGUACCAGAUUGCAUUCUGCGACACCAUCAUCGAGAGGAACCGGAGGCAGGUUUUGCCCGUUGUAAGGAGCAGCUGUGGGGGCGACUCUGUCGAGACCUUUACCAAUCCCCUGGACAGCUUUUUCCCUUUCGAUCCCUACAUUCUCAAAAGAUCAAAGAAUAUAAUCGACCUUUUGUAUCAGUUUUGGGAAGAGCAGAAUGCUGAGGAUCUCACGGAAGCGUCUGACCCCGCCGAUGAGUGCAAAGGUGAAGAAGAAGAUGACUUCCUGAAAGGCGAAACACCUCAGAAUGAUGGUUUGAUCGGCAUGACUCCAGGCUGCUUUGAUUCAGCCCUGCGGAGCCCGGACAGCUCGGUGGGUUCGCCGCCAGUCACUUCUUUGCUGCGGUAG